This is a messenger RNA of Cajanus cajan (pigeon pea), 1389 nucleotides long. Its product is annotated as UDP-galactose transporter 1. The record is from RefSeq and is a predicted model, not a curated record. NCBI's taxonomy places the organism in Eukaryota, Viridiplantae, Streptophyta, Magnoliopsida, Fabales, Fabaceae.
AUUUCGAUGGCGUGACGGAGAGAGAGAGAGGCAAAUCGAAUAGAAACGUUUGGAAAGAAAUUUGUAACAUAAAAGGGAGAAAGAGAGAGAGGGGAUGCAAAUUCCAUGAGCGCAGAAGAGGUGCCUCUUACUCGUCUCGUCAUUCACCGUUACGAGUACGACCCCUCCUCUCGCUCUUUCUUCUCUUCCCUUCCUUCAUUCCUGCGCCUCUGAAACAUGGAGGACACCUUCGUUUUCCAGUGGACCGUUAUCAGAUCUCUCUUGUCCAUCCUUCAGUGGUGGGCCUUCAAUGUCACCGUUAUCAUCGUCAACAAGUGGAUCUUCCAGAAAUUGGAUUUCAAGUUUCCCCUAUCAGUUUCCUGUGUCCACUUUAUCUGUUCAGCCAUUGGAGGAUAUGUGGUAAUUAAGGUGCUGAAGCUUAAACCACUGAUAACUGUUGACCCUGAAGAUCGCUGGAGAAGAAUCUUUCCUAUGUCAUUUGUAUUCUGCAUUAACAUAGUUCUGGGGAAUGUGAGCUUAAGAUACAUUCCAGUUUCUUUUAUGCAGACUAUAAAGUCAUUCACACCUGCCACCACAGUUUUUUUGCAAUGGCUAGUGUGGAGGAAGUAUUUUGACUGGCGUAUUUGGGCUUCUCUUAUACCCAUUGUUGGAGGGAUUCUUCUCACAUCUGUAACAGAGCUUAGUUUUAAUAUGUUUGGAUUUUGUGCUGCCUUAUUUGGCUGUUUGGCUACAUCUACGAAGACUAUUCUUGCAGAAUCUCUUUUGCAUGGAUACAAAUUUGACAGCAUAAACACAGUCUACUACAUGGCACCUUUUGCAACCAUGAUCUUGGCGCUUCCUGCCAUGUUACUUGAAGGCAAUGGAAUCCUUGAAUGGUUAAAUACUCAUCCGUAUCCUUGGUCAGCUCUCAUCAUCAUUUUUAGCUCCGGGGUGUUGGCUUUUUGUCUUAACUUCUCCAUUUUUUACGUGAUUCACUCCACCACUGCUGUAACAUUUAAUGUUGCCGGAAAUCUUAAGGUUGCAGUCGCUGUCCUUGUUUCUUGGCUGAUAUUUAGGAAUCCAAUUUCAUAUUUAAAUUCUGUUGGAUGUGCCGUGACUCUUGUGGGAUGUACAUUCUAUGGGUAUGUGAGGCACAAACUAUCCCAACAGCCACCAGUCCCAGGAACUCCUCGGACACCCAGGACACCCAGGACCCCUCGGAGUAAGAUGGAGUUGCUUCCUCUUGUAAAUGAUAAAUUAGAAGAUAAGGUCUAGAUCAUUUAGCUGCGUAUGAUGUUUCAGCCUUUUGGAAGGUGCUAAUAGGUACAAAAAUAUUAAAAUGACUUUGUUUAUUUAUUGUUAGAUUACCCCCAAAAAUUUUAAUACAAACUUUCUUUUUUCUUUUACUUU